Molecule: messenger RNA, 876 nt
Organism: Aureobasidium vineae
Lineage: Eukaryota; Fungi; Ascomycota; Dothideomycetes; Dothideales; Saccotheciaceae
Source: the annotation of a GenBank genome assembly
AUGGCCACCUCGGCAGCACCAAUCUGCACAGCAAUCUACCUCAUCACCCUCACCGCUACGAACAACAACCUCCGCACCGCCUUCCACGCCAUCUACGCCAUCUCCAUCUUCUUGCCUCUCUUUGUCGCCUUUCUCCGUUUCCGCAUGCGCGACGGCAUUCUCUUCCGCCGCAACAACUUCAAAACCAAGCUCUCUCCNCCUUACCUGCUUGUCUUGAAACGCUAUGGCUGGCGACUCCUCGGCACCUCUUCCGCAUUCUUCGUCUACGACUUUAUCAACUUCCCGAAUGGCAUCAUGAGUGCGGCCAUCAUCAACAAUGUGGUGCCGGGCAAGGAUGUGCGUCAAACAGCCAUCUGGCAAUUCAUCCUCGCACUGCUCGCCGUGCCCGGACCCAUCGUGGGCAGUUGGCUCUGCAACCGCAUCGGACGUCGCUGGACCGGCAUCGCAGGCUGGACCGGCUACAUCAUCCUCGGCUUCAUCAUCGGCGGCUGCUACACCCACCUCACCACGCAUGCCAUCGCCGCCUUUGUCGUGCUCUACGGCUUGAUGCAGAGUUUCGGGCACAUGGGCCCCGGCGCCACCAUCGGCCUCAUGAGCGUCGAAUUAUACCCCACCGCCGUCCGUGGAGUCAGUUAUGGGGUUUCUGCGGCGUUUGGCAAGGCGGGCGCUGCGAUUGGCACGCAGGUGUUUACGCCCAUCAGGGAUGCUUGUGGCCCGGCGUCGACGUUUUAUCUGCUUGGUGGGCUUUCGGUGUUGGGGGCGGGUAUUUACUAUCUUCUCCCCGAGGGACGAGAUAUUGAUUUGGCUGCCGAAGACGAGAGCUUCAAUAUCUAUCUUCGCAGCGAGGGGUUUGAGGUUGACAAAGUUCAGCAUUGA